Molecule: messenger RNA, 2793 nt
Organism: Scedosporium apiospermum
Lineage: Eukaryota; Fungi; Ascomycota; Sordariomycetes; Microascales; Microascaceae
Product: LsmAD domain-containing protein
Exons: 4
Coding region: 1-2793 (930 amino acids)
Biological process (GO): cytoplasmic stress granule assembly
Cellular component (GO): cytoplasmic stress granule
Molecular function (GO): RNA binding
Source: RefSeq, a predicted model, not a curated record
AUGCCUCUGCCCAAGAAGGACUCGUCGGACUCUCGAUCCGGCGGGGCAUCGGGUCGCGUGCAGAAUGGCAACCGAUCUGGUUUUCGCACAGACACGGCCAUCUCAAGCAACCGCUUCAACAACGAGCGAACGCUAAAGCCAUGGAUCCCCGAUAGUUCGGACACUUUUGGCGAUAGCCUCGAGACUUCCACCUCUUCGGGCCAUUGGGACCAGUUUGCUGCCAAUGAGAAGCUGUUCGGGCUGCAGACCGAUUACGAUGAGAACAUGUACACGACUGCCAUUGACAAGAGCCACCCGCAGUACAAGGAACGAAUGGCGGCCGCUGAGAGGAAGGCUCGGGAGAUUGAGAGAAGCGCUGCGGUGACAUCCCACGUCGCCGAGGAGCGAAUUAUGGACUUUGUUGGUGGCGAUGACCGGAAUGGUGAUGAAGAGGACAAAUAUUCCGGCGUCAAGCGUCAAGAUUCUGCGUUUUCUUCUGGUCGCGAAAACAAGUACACACCUCCCGCGAAACGAGCCCCGACAUCGAAGGCAACCGUUGUUGGUGCUCCCGUCGACCCAGCCAUCAUCUCCUCCCAACUCAAGGUGAACCCGCCGAAGAAGUCCACGCCUGCCGUCGCCACCCCGGUCGCCUUGCCAGCUAUUAGGGCCUCCACCGAUUCCAAAGUCGCGGGUGCUACCGAAAAGCCCGCUACGUCCCGAGCGGAGCAGCCUAAACCAGAGAAAGCCACCGAAUCGAAGAUUGGUGAGACGUCAGCAGAGUCGAAGGCUUCUGAGAAGGGGGCUCCUUCCCUCCGAUCUCCGGCUGUUCCUCCGGCUUCCAGCACAAGGGGAACCACACCCAAGCCUGGAGAAGCUGCGCCCAGCGCAGCCGCAACUGUGGAACGUGACCUAUUAAAGUCAUUCAAGAACUUCGCCGCAGGCCAACGAAGCCAGGCCGAAAGGGUUCGAAUCAGCAAGACCAAGGCUGAUAAGGAAGUAAAGCUGACGGAGCUGAAAAACUUUGCGAACACCUUCAAGCUAUCGACACCUGUCCCCUCUGAUCUGAUUGGCAUCAUUGCGAAGGACCCGGCCCGACAGAAGGAAAUCCAAGCCAAGGCUCUGCAGAACGCGGAAGAAGUUCUUCGAGCCAAGGAAACUGCGAAGGCUAAGGAGGCUGCUGCCAAGGAGACCCAAUCCAAACAGGCCACCGAGCCCUCCACACCAGCGGCUUCAGAACAAAAACCGGCUCCCCGCCCGACUCCCGUCCAUACUACUUCGCACCCGAACUCGCAAAACCGCCACGGCGGUGGUCGUCAAACGUACGGCUCCUCGGGUUACAACGGUCAGCAGUACAACCGCAACGACAGGAGUGGCCAGCACCAAACGCAAGGAAGACCCACUUUAGCGCAACGUCUUAAGAUGCAACAAACUCCCCAUGUUGCGGUCCAGACGGAUGGUCGUCUCCCGCCCACCGCUCCGACUGGCGCUGGCAAUGAUGGCGCCUUUAAUAAUCGUCGUCUAAGUGGAACGCCAGGCCACGGCAACAAGCUAAACCCCAACACGCAGGAAUUUAGGCCUAAUGCCUUUGCUCCAAGCUUCAGCCCCGCCUGCCACCCAAGCACCGCCUCGAGCCCCAGAUCCACGGUCACGAAUUCGGCCUCUCCAGUUCGCCAGAUCAUCCGACGCAAGACCAAGAGUGUCGAUUGCAAGAAGUGUGAUAUCUUGAGCUGCAUCAAGACGAUCAAGCCCCCUCAAGGUCGAAACUGGGAAGACAACGCCGGUCUGCGCCCUACCUACGACACUCCUCCCACCUGGAGGCAGCGCCAAGACGACAACGAAAAGCCCGACUCGACCAUGCUCCUUACCUACAAGCAGUACUUUGAGCGCAAUCCGUUUGCAGGCCCUCCAGGCACACUGUCGACCCCGAAUCCUUCCCAUGUGCUGCCUCACCUCGCCCACCAGCACCAGCUUCCCUUCCAUCUGCAGCAUGGAGCGCACAACAUGCCGGCUCGCCCUUCGCCACACAUGCCACCCGUGCACAUGCAUGUUCCUCCUCAACACACGCCUCACGUUGGAUAUGCCAAUACCGAUGACCACCGCAUGAUGCACUCAAAUUCGGCUCAGUCAUUUGCCUCGCCUAGGAUAGCGCAGGCACCUGUCUACCCGCCGGCUGUGAACUCUCCCGCACAAGUGCCUUAUGGACAGCCCGUGAUGCAACCGUUCGUACCCAACGCUCCGCACAUGGGCCAGUACCGAAGCUUCUCGAACAACCCUCAAUACAUGCCGCAACAGCCUGGCCACAUGGGAGCACCCAUGAUGAUACAGCCGCAGUUUGUAACGGGGCCGCAGGGUAUGAUGGUUACACCUCCUCAGAUGCAGAUGUACCCUACUUCGCAGGCUCAAUUCAUGCCUCCAGGAGCCGUCGCGGUGCCUCCGCAGCCAAUUGCGGGCUCUAACGGAUAUCCCAGCCCUGGCCGCCCCGCAGCGCCGCCGAUGGCUCACCAAGGCUCUGCCCAAGGCCAGCCUUACGGAAUGAGCCCCAGCAUGGCUUACCAGCAGCCCGUCUACACACCUCAGCAGCCUAGCCCGAUGAACAAUGCAAGGGGAAAUUACGUUCCCCCAGCGGCCCACCACUAUGGCAGUAGUCCGCAACAUAUUCACCAUUUUGGCGGGCCACAGCAUAGAGGAGGCGGCAACUAUGGCAAUAAGAACUUUACUCCUCACGGCCAACAACAUCAGUUAAACCAGCCCGCGCACAGCAUCCCUUCGGGACCCCAAGGAAGGGUGCCUGAUGUGCCCGAAGAAGCGAAAUGA